Messenger RNA from Diabrotica balteata, 711 nucleotides. The record is from the annotation of a GenBank genome assembly. NCBI's taxonomy places the organism in Eukaryota, Metazoa, Arthropoda, Insecta, Coleoptera, Chrysomelidae.
CGUCCUAACCUCAAACACAUCUCUCUGAUUACUUGGUUUUGUUUUCUGACGUGGAAUACCAGCUGCAAAGUAUUUACUACAAAUUUAGGAACAAUUAUGGAGUCUUUAAACGUAUUCGAAGAUUUGAGGCGGAUGAACAAACGCCAGUUCAUUUACCAAGUGCUUAGUUUCGGUAUGAUAGUCUCCUCGGCAUUAAUGAUAUGGAAAGGACUGAUGGUGGUAACUGGCAGCGAAAGCCCCAUAGUUGUAGUAUUAUCUGGCAGUAUGGAGCCGGCAUUCCACAGAGGAGAUCUAUUAUUCUUAACCAAUUACCCUGAAGAGCCUGUUCGGGUAGGAGAAAUUGUGGUCUUUAAAGUAGAGGGUAGAGAUAUUCCUAUUGUGCAUCGUGUGCUAAAGCUCCAUGAAAAGAAAAACGGUACUGUAAAGUUCCUGACGAAAGGAGACAAUAAUAGUGUGGAUGAUAGAGGUCUGUAUGCUCCUGGACAAUUGUGGUUAACCAAAGAUGAUGUAGUCGGCAGAGCAAGGGGAUUUUUGCCUUAUGUAGGGAUGGUUACUAUAUUAAUGAAUGAAUACCCCAAGUUUAAGUAUGCUGUAUUGGCCUGUUUAGGACUAUAUGUGCUGGUGCACAGGGAGUGAGAUUACAUUUUUAACUUCUUAAUUUAAUUUUGUUACUUAAAAUUAAUAAAUAAAUAAGAAAAUAUUUUUUUAGUA